Messenger RNA from Ectocarpus siliculosus, 342 nucleotides. The record is from the annotation of a GenBank genome assembly. Lineage: Eukaryota; Phaeophyceae; Ectocarpales; Ectocarpaceae.
AUGGACAACGCAUCGCUAACGCAGUCACAGAGGGAGGCCCUCAUCGUGAAGGGUUUCGGCCCAACAAUGGUUCACUUUGUCAAAAACAACGGUGGCUGGAUGUUCAACCUCGUCUUCGCCCACCUUCUCUUCUGGCUGUUCGGGUUCACGGCACUGCUUGAGUUCGGGUACUCGGACCUUAACCAGGAUUCCUCCGGUCAAAUCAAGUCCGGCCCAUCCGGAUCAGGGGUGGGCAUCAUUACAACGCUCCUCAUGGCUGUCGGGACGUUGGUUGUCGUUGCCAAGGCGAUCCGGUACGAUCCGAAUGCCGAGUCGGGGGGGAUUGGGACACACGGAUCUUAG